This is a messenger RNA of Perca flavescens (yellow perch), 1521 nucleotides long. RefSeq lists its product as uncharacterized. NCBI's taxonomy places the organism in Eukaryota, Metazoa, Chordata, Actinopteri, Perciformes, Percidae. The record is from RefSeq and is a predicted model, not a curated record. The transcript has 9 exons. Bases 92 to 1117 code for a protein of 341 amino acids.
ACAACGUGUCUUCGCGCCACUGAGAGCCCAUUUCACUUCCUCUUUUUGAAUUCAAAGAAGAAAACAGUCGGUGGUUGAAGAAAACGACAAAAUGUCAUUGAAGCUUUUAGAGGCAAAGUGGAAAACAGCCCUGAGCUCCAUCCUGGAGGAGCUGACUGAGCCAGAAUUCAGGAAAAUGCUGUUCAAUCUGGUCAAAAUCCCUCAAGGAGUGAAGACUGGCAAGGCCAGAGAAUAUAUCCCUGAUUUAAUUGUUCAGUACUACGGGACAGAAGGGUCCAUCUCUGAAAUAGAUAAAAUAAUGAAGAAUAUACCAAGGCAAGACGCUGCAGUCCAGGAGCUGCUGCGCCCCUUUUUGGAGAAACUGAAGAAACAACGGCAAGGAAAAAAAGAGAUGACGAGAAAACUUUCAAUUGACAUCGGAUCAGUGGCCAAAAAGCAAAAACGUGCAGCUGAUCAACUGAAGAGCUGCCAACCUGACCAGAAGAAAACCAUCAGUCAACUUGGCAUAAAAGCGCAAGCUGGGAAAGUUGUGCAGAGUUCUGCUCAGUGCACAAAUGAGAAAAAAGGGAAGAUGGAUCCUGAAGCCGUGAAGCCCAAAAAGAAGACCGAGAAGCAAGAUUCAUGUCUGAAACCUCAAGCAUCAGCUUCAGCAUCAAUAAAUAUGGAUCCUGUUGGAGCUGUGAAGCCCAAAAAGAAAACAGAGAAGCAAAAUUCAUCCCUGAAACCAUCUGAAAUCUCCAAAACCUUCAUGGUAGCUGCAUCUGUUUCACCUGAGAUGGAUCCUGUUGAAGCCGUGAAGCCCAAAAAGAAGACAGAGAAGCAAGAUUUGUUGUUGAAAACAGCCGAAUCCUCCAAAACCUCCAAGGCUUCAAGUGCUGCUGUCCAGACUGGAAUGAUUAAAAUAAUGGAAAUCAAAAUGACCAAUAAGACGAACACUCACCUUGAGGUAGAGUUCAACGACCGGAUGCAGACGGUUUAUGUGACAACUCGUCUUCUGGCAAACACAUUUGGCCUCAAAGUGGAAGAUGAUUUUGAAAGGAGACUCCGCUAUCUAAUGCCCCUCACAGCAGAAGCAACAUUACAAGGAAAUAAAAUCACAGACAUUAAAACCAUGUGAAAAAGGGGUGCUUGGUAGCUCACUUGGUAGAGUAUGCACCCCUAUAUACAGAGGCUGUAAUCCUUACGCUGCAGCCCUUUUCUGCAUGCCAUCCCCUCUCUCGUUCUCCCUGCUUUCCUAUCAAUCUUCAGUUGUACUAAUAAAGGCGAUAAAGCCAAAAAUAUAUAAAAAAAGAUGCAUUUCUGUAGAAGGGAUAUGCUUUUUACUUACUGUACUCUGGUUGUUGUACAGGGAGCCCACCUGUGUGUUAAAUUAGGGUGGCGCUUUUAGUGAAAGUGUUGGUUUGUGUUUUCUGUGUCAGCGGUGGGAUACUCCCGGUGCUCCAGUGGCUGGUUGGCUGUACGAGUGUCUGUUCUUUUUCUUUUUCUAUUAAUAAAAAGAGCCCCUUAUGGCGGUUAACACAC